Photinus pyralis (common eastern firefly) is the source of this 1475-nucleotide messenger RNA. Its product is annotated as cilia- and flagella-associated protein 36. The transcript is spliced from 8 exons. The record is from RefSeq and is a predicted model, not a curated record. Gene Ontology annotation, cellular component: ciliary base; axoneme. Lineage: Eukaryota; Metazoa; Arthropoda; Insecta; Coleoptera; Lampyridae. Bases 164 to 1186 code for a protein of 340 amino acids.
AAUUAUGUUGACGUUCCCAUAUCAAAAGAGAAUUAUUUAAUAUUGCCCAUGUUUUCUGUUAACAAAAGAUAUUAUAUUGCGUAUUUAUGAUAUGUUGCUAUGGAAACAAGGUAUGUAUGCAAACAAAAUCAUAGAUUUAGGUAGCCCUCAUCAAUAAGUAGGCAUGGGCGAGAGUGAAAGUUCAUGGGUUUUCGAUUCGUUGGUGUGUUUUCUAAAUGGCCCGGUUUGGAAUGCUCCUAUACAGAGUUUUAUCGAGGAAAAGUCUCUGAUUUUUGAAGCAAACACCGCGGAAAGUCCUAAUUAUGUUAAAAUAUACGAGGAGUAUAAAAAUCUGGUUGACGUCAUGCUUGGCAGCUACAUGGAGGAUAUAGGAAUAUCGCCGGGACAAUUUGAAGAAGCAUGUCUUAAAGGGCAUUUGGAAUUGGCACCUAAACACUUUGAUAAUAGUUUGUUUGAACAAAUAUGGGCAGCAAAUGAUUACGAAAUGUUUAAACGUAUGAUGACUCAUCGAAACGUUGAGUUACAAUUGCAAGCCUUAGAAUUAAUAGAGCAAAAGUAUGGUGUAAUGCCAGAAUCGUUCAUUCCCCACAAAAGUCAUUAUCGUCACAUAACGGGCCAAACGGAAGCCGAAAUUGUGUUGAAAGACCAAGAAAAGGGAGAUCUCGAGGAGGAAAUCAUGGAAGAAGUGAUCAAGCAGUUUCCGUUUGAAGAAGUUCCCGAGGAAGAUCCUCAAAAAAAAGAUGAAGAGGUUCAGUAUUUAUUGGAAGAGAAGCAAAUUUUACAAGAGACUUUGAGAAAUAUUGAGGAAACAGCAAAAUCGCAUGAUAUGGCAAAAGUAGCAGAAGAUGCACCAGAGAACACACCCGUCGAAAAUCCCUCUAAGGAAGAAAUCGCUUUUUAUAAAAGACCAAUUGCUUCUGAAAUUGAUCAAGUUGAAUUGAAGAAAAGGCAAGAGUACUUCAGAGCACAAAGGGAUAAACUGGUGGCCUUAAAAAAGGAAGCGCGAAAGAAACAUCUUGAAGUUGCCGAUACCUCUCAAGAGAAAUCGCGAAGUCGUCCAAAGUCAGCGCGAGUUGCGAAAGCUGUUUUAACUGGUGAUUCGCCAAUAUCCAAUGAACAACUGAAAAUCAGAAAAGCUUUGGCGGAACGCUUGAAACAGGAAGUUAUUGGGAGCACAGAUUUGUAAUGGAAAUACCUACAAUUAUACUAUCACAUGUUAACUAUCUAAAAGGUUUUACGUAAAAUUUUGUUGACAUUUUAAAGUUUACUGGUUGCUUGGUUGUCCUUUCAUAUAAACUGGUGUGCAAUUGAUUGAUAAAGAUCUAAAUUGAUGCAAUUGAUGUGCAAUUUGAUUUGUUUAUUUUAUUGCAUACUUAGAAAUGAAAAUGUGUUUUUCACAGUCAAAUAUAUUAUCUGUAUGCAUGCGAAUUUUCGUUUUUAAAUAUUACAAAAGUGCUAUUCUUGUAUGUGGUAUU